UGUCCUUUGAGCCACCAGCUUGCCGUACAAAAACAAACAUGGCGUCUUCUGUGGAUGUUCAUGUCCGAAUUUGUGGACAAGAAAUCAUAAAAUAUGACCUGGAAAUUAAGGCUCUCAUCCAGGACAUCAGAGAUUGUCCUGGAUCUCACUCUGAUCUCAUGGAGCUUAACUCUCAGGUGAAAGAGAAGUUCAACAAGCUCAGACUCAGAAUACAGGAUCUGGAGCAGAUGGCCAAAGAGCAGGACAAAGAGACUGACAGACUGACCAUCCAGGCAGAGACGGAGAGCCAGCGAAGGCAAAUGCUGAGUAACCAGACAGCGUGGAGGAAAGCUAACCUGGCCUGUAAACUGUCCAUAGACAACAUGGAGAAGGAUGAGCUGCUGCGUAGAGGAGACAACCAGAGCACCAGACAGAGGAAGGUGACUAAAGAAAGCUUAGUGGAAACCAGUAGCAACAUCACGGAGAGUCUGAUGUCUAUCAGCAGGAUGAUGGCUGAACAAGUGAAUCAGAGCGAGGACACCAUUGGCACGCUCGUCACGUCCUCCAGGACAGUGCAGGAAACCAACGAGGAGUUUAAAAAUAUGACAGGAACCAUCCACCUGGGAAGGAAGCUGAUCCUGAAGUACAACCGGCGGGAGCUGACGGACAAGCUGCUGAUCUUCCUGGCUCUGGCCCUCUUCCUCGCCACCGUCCUCUACAUCCUUAAGAAACGCCUCUUUCCCUUCAUUUAGCCAAGUUGAUUACUGUUCCUUAAAGAGGCAACACACCCAGCCUAUGAGAUGAAUUAUUUCCAGUUAUUCUACCCAGCAGGAAGUUACAAAGUGUUACGAAGUGGAGUUUUAUCAGGUAUGGAGAGGAAACAUGGACUGAAUGUGACUAAAUGACAGACUGACGCACUUAGCUCGAACAACAUGCAACAAUGUGAAUUUAUUACAAUGUUUAUGAAGUUCAUGAAGGGUUACAUAAUAUCAACUUACGGAAGAACAUGUAAACCUUCGACUAAAGUGAAAAGAGCAUAGUGACUAAAACUGGCAUAAUAAGAUUUCAUGUAACCAUGGUGACUUAUUUAAGGCCUCAGCAUGCUUCAAACAAACUGGUACGUGUCAUUCGACUGUGUAAAGGCAAAAGUUUUUAUACCUGUUGCAAAUGGCUGUGCUCGAAGGCAGACGAGAAAGUCUGCCAUCGUAGCCUCCUCAUGGCUGCAUCGCACUGCCUCCUGAUCUCACUAAAAACUCAGUAGCUUUUGCAUAAUUUAUAGUCACAAUUGUAAAAUUUCUUACAAAUGGGGACGAGGGCACACACUUUCAUACGGUCUCUUCUUGUUCAAUUGCUGCGUAAAGUGGGCCUGGUUGUUGGAUUUUCUGUUUGGGAAAAUUACAAAAGAUCUUUGAAGCAUACUGAAGCCUUUAUACUUGAUCUGGCAUUCAGAACUACAGCAACCAGGGACAAGGCCACAAUAUGCAAUAACCUUCACUUAAACCUUUGUUUACUUUUGUGUGAAGUUACAACGUGUGUGUGAGUGUUUUAACAGAGAAAGUGAGUGUGUUUACUGCUCUGGACGGUUAUUGAUACAUUUAACUUGUGCCUUCCGUCCCUCCAAUCAGAUGUCCAGACUACCCAACUAGAAAUCUGUGUGAUUACUAAACAACUCACUGAUGUCUGACAUGUUGAAACUAUGUGAAUGUUGAACAGAGGGGCCGUUUGUAUAAAGUUGUAUAUUUAAUUUUCAUAUUUGAAGGAUACAUUGUUGUGCAGCAUUGCUUCACAUGUGCCAGUAGAUGGCAGAAUACCCAACAUUUUCUCACCAUCAGAGAUGCUACACUGUGCAUUUGAGAGUAAAACAGUUUUACAAGACAGGACUUGACUUAAUUAAAACACCUCUCUGUUUAGUGACAUCAUCGUAGUUUAUUUACUUUCAAUCAAAUUUGCUUACAAAUGUAUUUUGUACAUUCAUUUAAAUAAAAACUUACAAAAUA
This is a messenger RNA of Thunnus maccoyii (southern bluefin tuna), 1976 nucleotides long. RefSeq names its product BCL2 interacting protein 1b (gene bnip1b). Gene Ontology annotation, molecular function: SNAP receptor activity. Gene Ontology annotation, biological process: retrograde vesicle-mediated transport, Golgi to endoplasmic reticulum. The transcript has 6 exons. NCBI's taxonomy places the organism in Eukaryota, Metazoa, Chordata, Actinopteri, Scombriformes, Scombridae. The record is from RefSeq and is a predicted model, not a curated record. Bases 39 to 731 code for a protein of 230 amino acids. Gene Ontology annotation, cellular component: SNARE complex; endoplasmic reticulum.